Messenger RNA from Pleuronectes platessa (European plaice), 5527 nucleotides. RefSeq names its product E3 ubiquitin-protein ligase ZFP91. The transcript is spliced from 11 exons. Bases 2640 to 4604 code for a protein of 654 amino acids. The record is from RefSeq and is a predicted model, not a curated record. Lineage: Eukaryota; Metazoa; Chordata; Actinopteri; Pleuronectiformes; Pleuronectidae. Gene Ontology annotation, cellular component: nucleus. Gene Ontology annotation, biological process: regulation of transcription by RNA polymerase II. Gene Ontology annotation, molecular function: transcription coregulator activity.
AUUUUAUUGUGUCUCAAAUAUCUCGUGUUGUAAAGUUGACUUCAUGUAGUGAUGCGACUAUCUCAGAUAGAUUGUAAGAUUUGUUGGUAAGAUUUAGCUCCUCUGUCUGUACUCUGUCUUAAAAUGUGCGUGCAGAUGAGUUUGUUAGCAUGUGAUCGGUACGUGACAAAGGCGGAAUGCUGGUUUGACCCGGAUCUGUGACGUCUGAGGCCUCAGGUGUGGCUGGCAUGGCAGUCAGAAAUAUGUUCCUGGGUGAGUCAACAAUGUUUGCAGGUGCAUUCAAACUGUGCAAAAUAUAAUCGGUUUCAUUUAUACUGAUACUCUCCUCUUUCGAUAUUUAAUUUAUUUCUUCUACUUAUUUAACUCAAGUUAAUCUAUUUAAUCGUUCAUCUACUUAUUUACUUUCUUUGAUUUGUUUUUCCUAAAAUAUCGUUCUUUUCCAUCAUCUCUUUUAGUAUUUAUUUUAUUGUUGUCAUCUGUUCUUGUUUGCCUGUUUCCUGAACCAUAAUAAAUACUGAUCUGGUGGGGGAUAACAAAAAAAAUUGAUUCAUGCUGAAAAGGAACUGCCAAACCAAUAAAAAUAUAAUGGAACCGCCCAUCUACUAAGAUCUGAAUGUACUGGAACUAGGUUAGUACACAAACAUAUAAACAAAGGACAACGAAAAACACUUCCUGGGUGGAGGUUAUUUAGGCUCAGGACUGUUCCAUGACUCACACUGAGAUGUCUUCUGCAUCCAUGUUCUAUUAAGUCAAGAUUUUACAAGUUAUUAUCCAUUUCUGUUUUACUUUACUUGAAAGGGGAGAAUAUUUGUUGAGAACAACUGCAUAGGUUAACCCGUACGUUUUAACUGAGGGCCACUGAGAAGCGCAACUGGGGUGUAGGCAAGAUUUGAUGUGUAGACCAGGGAGUUUGCUCCGAAUAUUCCCCCUAACCCUAAAUACCGCCAACUCUGUCACAACUUGUAAAGAUAUUCCUUCAUUAGUUUAAUGCCCUUAACUCAUUGACCAGCUACUUAUCAUAUCAAAAAUUUUAGCAUAACCCAUAUUCACAAACUACAAUUUGCCUCAAGGGGAUAACAAUCUUUUCAAGGAGCUCCAUUCUCUUUCCUUAACCCUCGACCUGAGAGAAAAAGUCUUAAAUGUAUCUUCUGUACUUUGUGUCAUUUAAUUUUAUAAGAAUCUAAAAAUAGAGCAGUUGCACAUUUUUGGUUAGUCUCUUAUUGUUAUUUAUUUUUAAUACACCUUUCUUACCAAGCUCUACAAAGUGCUUCACAAAGACGACAAACCAAAAAAAAAAAAAAAAAACAUCAAAAUAAUACAAUAGCAUUUAAAAUCAAAGGCAAAAAAUUAUAUAACCCAAAAUCUAAAAACAAAUAAAAAAUAUAACAAAAAGCAUAAAAUGGCAAAUACGUUGUAAAAGAAAUACCUAAAAGCUAUCAAAUAGAAGCCAUUUGGUAAAAGUACGUUUUGAGAAAUGAUUUAAAAACUAUUAUGGCAUUCAAAAGUGAUAAAACCCACACAAGAGACAUCGAUAACUUUUCUACAAAAUCCCAACCCUCAGAUAACAUCACCUCCAUUUAGACCAGAGCUAAACAUACCACAUUGUUGUCACUCAUGUGAGACUAGUUUCUGUGGUGUAUGUUAUCUCUUUUCCGCCACGCAGAGGACAUGUGGACACAGCCACACCUCGAAUCCUGUUGUCUCUGCCGGUGGACACAUCGGACUUUGUGUCAAAUAAGGACAUUAUUUCCGAUGUUAUGUAAGUCUGCAAUAUGGUAAAAGAAAAACAUUCCAACAAAUACUUUUAGGAGGAUUUAAUUAUAUUGAUGUAUCGGUGCAAUAUUAUGGAGGAUAAAAGAAUAAGAGAAAGAGUAAGUGAUAGUAGUAUUUAAUUGUGCUUUCUAUUAAAAAAUGACCUUAUUUUACAUAUAAUGUAUGUUCACAUGUGUAAUAGAAGAAAAUAAAAUAAUUAAGCAAAUAUUCGUAGAGGUAUUUAUCCACAUUACUUUACCACUGCAAUAUUAUGGAGGAGUCUAUUAGAAUAAAAGAUAAGUGACACUAAUUGUAGUAGUUAAGUAUUUAUACAUUUUGUGUGUCGUGUAACGAUAGACCAUAAAUCUAAAAUAAUUUUAAAACUAAUAUAUGAAUGUAGUAUUUCAUUUAUUUGUAGGACUAAAAUUAUUCUAAAGUUAUUCAUAAGGAUUGCGAAAAUUACAUGAAAGGCAUAGAUACCGGUGUUGUACUAAAAACUACAUUUCCCAUAACCGCCAUUUUGUAAAUAGUAAGGAAAGCCAUUAGUCCAAAAAGGAGCUUAUCGCCUCUCCGUGCUGUGGCUCUUAAAGGAGACGCAUCCUGAGCGGAACCGGUUUCCACCAAAGAAACGUGAGGUUUGCUGUCGCUUUAAGAAGACAAUAAUGUUCAAUGUUUGUAAAAUUAUAUUCUUCAUAUAACGUGAUAUUUUUUAACAAUAACAGAUCUAAUGCAACAGCCGUGUAGUGUCGCUCAUUGUAUCUUUAGCCAGCGAACAUUACUUGGUCCCACCGGAGCAAGGCCUUCUUCUCUGAUCUUCAUUUUUAUAUUUUCACAUCUAACUGAGUAAGAAACGUGCGUGAGGCUCUUGACAGUCGAACUACAGCGACAUGGACUCGGAGGAGGACGAGGUUUCGGCUCCUCGUCCCGGGGUCGAGAACACCGGAGACCCCGAGGAGGCCCCGAGCUCAUCCGCGGACUCGCUUGAAUCGCCCAGCGGGAGAAGGGGACGCAGAGGCCGCGCUGCAGCUGCAGGGACCCGCCCGGACUCUCGGUCUCCUGCCGGAGGCUCCGUGCGUGUUUUGCGAGCCCGGGGAGCUGCAGCUGGCGCCGCUGCGGGGUCGGAGGAUCGUGGCGACUGCACGAAAAAACCCGCAAGUCCGCUCCCGGGACGUGGGAGACGUGCAGGAUCCCGCUCCCGACAUUCACCCGUCACACAAGCUGCCACAAAGAAAUCCACAGACAGAAAAGCAUCCUCUCUCAGACCCAAGGCGUCCAAACCUGGAAAGGGCAAAGGGAAAACCAGAGCCUCACACACCACAGCAGUAGCAGGCAAACCUGAAGCAGGGAUGGAGACUCCAUCAUGUGGGGAGGACUUGGAAGACAGCAAUGUCAACCUUGCAGAUGCAGCUCUCGGCGAGGACCCUCCAUACAGUGAUGACCCAGAUGACCUCAUCUGUCAACCCGACACAAAGACGAAGAAAUCAAGGCAGUGUGCAACGUUACAACAAGAGGAAGUCAAAAAAGAGGAGUUAGAGGGGAAGGAGGAGGAGGAAGAAGAAAAUAACAUCAUAAAGGAAGAAACGACUGAGAUUGUGGCGCAAAUUGAGGAUGGAGAGGUUGACAACACAGAGCCAACCAGGAAGCGAGGUCGACAGCACAAAGAUAGCAAAGCCCCUCGGCAGCCAAAGCGAAGGAAAAAGCCCCCAGUGCAGUAUGUCCGCUGUGAAAUGGAAGGCUGUGGCACUGUCUUAGCCCACCCACGCUACCUACAGCACCAUAUAAAAUACCAGCACUUGCUAAAAAAGAAGUAUGUCUGUGAUCACCCUUCAUGUGGGCGCUUGUUUCGCCUGCAGAAGCAGCUGUUGCGCCACGCCAAGCACCACACAGACCAACGGGACUACAUCUGUGAGUUUUGUGCUCGUGCCUUCAAGAGCUCCCAUAACCUCGCUGUGCACAGGAUGAUCCACACAGGAGAGAAACCUAUACAAUGUGAGAUCUGUGGCUUCACCUGCCGUCAGAAGGCCUCCUUAAACUGGCACAUGAAGAAACACGAUGCAGAAGCCUCCUACCAGUUUUCUUGCUCCGUUUGUGGCAAAAAGUUUGAAAAAAAAGACUCUGUUGUUGCACACAAGGCCAAGAGCCACCCUGAGGUGCUCAUAGCUGAGGCUGUUGCAGCUAAUGGUGGUACGGUAAUAAGAUGUUCCACCCCGGGCACAGAGAAUGUCCCUGUCCUCACCCAGCCUGAACAGCCCUCUGUCAGCCAGGAGAUCCAAGAGCUCCAGCAGAGCCAGGUGAUCCAGGAGAGCCAGGAGGCAGCAGUGGGUAGUAAUCUCACUCCGCUGCAGCAGGUGGUGCUCCCAUUUACUCCACAGACUCAACUAGAUGUGUCUCAAGGCCAGUUCCUCCAACUGCCGACGCAUCAGGUGGUGCAGGUAGCACACCCGCAGCAGGCCCCUACCUUGCUGCACCUCACCGCUGCUCCUCUCUCUCACCUCUCCACCAACAGCCACCCGCAGCUCAUCCAGCUCCCUUCCCUUCCCGCCAGCACCACCGCAUCUAUGACCACCAUGGGCUCCCAGAGCACCCUCCUCACCCUCAGCUCCGUCACCACCCUGGCCUCCCAGCAGGCCGUGCAGUGGGGCAGGGAGGCGGCAGAAGUCGCCCCGCUGGCUGGGGAGGGCGAGCUGUGGGAAAAGGUGAUCGUGGGCGGGGACCACCAGGAUGUUGGGGACAUGAUUUGGGAGAGCUGCAGGGAGAGGAGGAAGGACGACGAGGGGGUUGUCUGGGAGCGGGAAGGAGAGAGACAGAUUCGGUUGCAGUGUGCAGAGAUUCACGGAGAUAAUUUAAUCUAGAUAGACGGCUCGAGAAUGAUGAACUUCAUGGAGGGAAACUAAAAGGACACAAGACUGAAGGAAAUGUUUAUGCAAAUUCAAGAAAUAGCAAUUUAUCUCCAUGGAGUAUAUCAUAGCAGACGCAUACAGUUACAAAACUACUUCAUGUCAGGGAAUAUGAUUAAAUAUGUAGAUUAGUGAUGCUUCUUUUACCACUUAAUUUGAGUGUUUUAGAACUUUAACUUUGUCACCCUGUGUUUGUAUAGAUAUGUGUAUGUUAAAAAACAUUUUAGAUUUAAAGAUAAUGUACAGGAAAGUCCAAAAUGACAUUGACAUUUAUUUCCACAUAGUAGCCCUGCUAUCUUUAUCUUUAUUUUAAUCUUUAAUCUAUUUACAGAGUGAAAUGAGUGUCCUGAGGUUAACUCCAGCACUAGUUGCUUAAAACAUCCAGAAAAAUAUUCCCUCCGAGCAACAACUACAACCACAUUUUUUUGGGGUUUUGACAAGAACAAAUUACAGACAAAAUACAAAAUAAGCAGCUUUAAAGUUCUUACAUUGAAAGCCAGCCAUUGUUUAUUUUAUUAUUUACCUCCAUGCUUUACCUACUGUCACAUGCCAAAAUGUCUAAUGUCCAAAAUAUCUAUAUCGUCGUCCUCAUUUGAUCGUAUUUAUUCACCAGUGUUACAUUUUCCAUCCAAAUGGUACUUUACGUUUGGCGUCUGAUUUAAUCAGUAUACAGAUCUUUGCAUUGUCAGGAUUAUACAGGUAACAGUAUUUUGAUUUAAAAAAGAAAUGUUUGUAAUUCUCUCAAUGGAUGCGCUCAAUAUUUUUUGUUAGAAAUGUUUAAUAAGAAAAUAUACCUCUGUACACUGCCACUACUACUGAGUAAUCGUCAGCUUAAUUUAUCCAAAAUUAUGUUCAGAAUAAAUGAAUUAUGUGCUGAA